AGUAAUGGCGAUGCAGUCAAAGAGGAUAAUAUGUUUCUUAAUCUUAUUCCUGUGUAUUCAGGCGAUAUGGAUUGCCAUUUUACUGCCUUAUUCUUUGGUCAAGCCGGUUCCUGUGUCAAAACUGGUUAAUUGUUCCAACCACGACGAUGGAGUGCCUUCUAGCCUUACAAGGAGAGAAGAUAUUAAAAUAGGAACUAAUCCACCGUGUUAUAAAGUUGUUUAUAUUUGGUUAAAUGAACAUGAUACCUUUCAUGUCAAUCUCAUCUUCAAGCAAGUUGGUCGAUUUUGCUGCCCCGGCCUCUCUUGCGGUGUACAGAUUGAAUAUGGACGAAACUUAUCUAAACUUGCUGCUAGUGAUGUCGUGUUUCUAUUUUACAAGUCCAGCUGGAAUUGGCACGAACUGCUAAACAUAAAGCAUCAAGCAGAAAGGCAGAAAUGGGUUUUCUGGACAUCGGAGAGCCCACGGCACACCAACCAUCGUGUAAUCCCACUGCCAGAGUAUACCAAUACAACGUAUGAUUACAUCAUGACAUAUCGGAAGGGGGCAACUAACAAAGAUGCCUAUCUGUCUGAGGGUGGAUAUGGUCAUUUCAAUAGGAAAACACCCUCGGUCCAAAAGAAUGACACCGGGAACUGGGCGACAGAUAAAACCCGAAUGGUCGCUUGGGUAUCUACCAACUGUUACCCUUCUACGAUGUCCUAUGAUCGUACAGGGUUUGUGAACGCCUUGUCGCGAUAUGUUAGCGUCGACAAGUAUGGCCCAUGCGGUUCGCAGCCUUGCAAGGACUUGGCUACCUGUGGUCUGCAGAAAUACAGGUUUUAUCUAGCCCUCGAAAAUUCAGAAUGUGCUGAUUAUAUCACGGAAAAGUUUUGGUACAAUUCGCUUACUCUGGGUUUGGUACCCAUCGUGUUUGGAGCUCCAAAGGAAGAUUAUCUCAAAGUUGCCCCGCCGAAUUCGUUUAUAUUUGUUCCAGACUUUCCAUCUAUAGCGAAACUUGCAGCUUACUUGGUGGAGCUCAGUGAAAACGAUAACCUGUAUAAUAAGUAUUUUGAAUGGAAGAAGGAAGGGUCUGUGACGUUUCAUAAACAGUUCUCAAACUUGGAACCCCAGAGACUUUGCGACAGUGUUGUUCGUCGGGUUUUAAAAGAUGAGGAAGCUGAGCGUGAUCAAAAGGGAAAUAGAGAAAAGAAACCUUUGGUAAACGACUGGGAUAAAUGGUGGACAAAAUCAUGUACCUAUACUGUCUCUGGAUUUCCAAUUCCCGAUGAAUGAGUGACUUUUUUCAUUCUAAUUGUACGUAGUUAGAUUCGUUAAUUAGCAUAUUCCUUUUUAUUUUAAUAUUUACGUUUAGGAAUUACGUGACGCUACUAUUUGACUUUAUGUAAUUUAUAUCACAUUAUAACUCAUUAGUUUUUGCAAAUAUGAAUUAAUCUGUACACAUCUGUAAAUGCUCUUACGCAUCUUAUGCCAUCUAUCAAGGAAACCAGGUUCUUGGACUUAUUCCUCAAUUGUCUUUCAUCUUUACAAUAGGUUUAAACAAUGUGGUUCAAUUGAUCAAGAAUUGGGAGGAAAAGUAUCGUUUCCAAUUGUUCUCUACAAGUGUUAAGGGAUUGGUGAUCGCAUUUGAAAAAAGAUAGGCAAGAGAAGAAGAAAAUGGGGGGGGGGGCAUCCAAAACUCUGACUUGGCCGAUAUUUUCUGUAGGAUCACGGUUGGAACAAAGUGGAAUGACGCGGAAAUUUGUCUCCAUCUCAUAUACACGGUAUUUAUCUGAACGACACAUGGAAAUAUUCGAACCCUUAAAUGCAUAGGUAUAUAUUAUGAACAAGAUCUUCAUGAAUAUUGUUUUGCUCCUUAGCCAAUCUCUAGAGACUAGAGACUCUGACUUGGCCGAUAUUUUCUGUAGGAUCAUGGUUGGAACAUAGUGGAAUGACGGCAAGCGAAGGCAAGCGAAGACAGGAACUACACUGUAAAAAAAUAAUAGUCGAAAUAACUCAAUAAAAUUGAGGAAAAGAAUUGCCUUAUUUU
This is a messenger RNA of Strongylocentrotus purpuratus (purple sea urchin), 2027 nucleotides long. RefSeq names its product alpha-(1,3)-fucosyltransferase 7-like. The transcript has a single exon. The record is from RefSeq and is a predicted model, not a curated record. Bases 5 to 1273 code for a protein of 422 amino acids. Gene Ontology annotation, cellular component: membrane. Gene Ontology annotation, molecular function: alpha-(1->3)-fucosyltransferase activity. NCBI's taxonomy places the organism in Eukaryota, Metazoa, Echinodermata, Echinoidea, Camarodonta, Strongylocentrotidae.